Messenger RNA from Telopea speciosissima, 1501 nucleotides. RefSeq names its product mitoferrin-like. Gene Ontology annotation, cellular component: mitochondrial membrane. Gene Ontology annotation, biological process: iron import into the mitochondrion. Gene Ontology annotation, molecular function: ferrous iron transmembrane transporter activity. Bases 124 to 1182 code for a protein of 352 amino acids. The transcript has 2 exons. NCBI's taxonomy places the organism in Eukaryota, Viridiplantae, Streptophyta, Magnoliopsida, Proteales, Proteaceae. The record is from RefSeq and is a predicted model, not a curated record.
GCUUACUGAACCCACUUUCCUCUCCUUCUUCGUCCUUCUGAUCUGGGUGGCUGGUGGCUUUUUUCCUCUCCGAAGGUCCUCUAGGUUAGAGGGUUAAGAAUUGGAAUCGGGUGUUAUCGAGUUAUGACUCAAAACCCAGCCGAGCUCCAAAACCCCGUCGACCUCGCUACUGGCAACAGUUCCGAUCACCUUCACAUCAUCUCCUCCGACGUCGACUUAACCACCAUCGCCACUGCGGUCGAGGCCCCCCAUGACGGCCUGCGGUUCUGGCAAUUCAUGAUGGCGGGUUCCAUUGCGGGCAUGGUCGAACACAUGGCAAUGUUCCCUGUCGACACCCUCAAGACCCGUAUGCAGAUGCUUGGCGCCUCUUCUGCCCCUGCUUCAUCUUCGCCCUUUCCGACUCAGACUUAUCAUCAUCCCCGCUUCGGCCGUUUCCUCGCCUCAAUUAUACGUACCGAGGGCCCAUUAGGUCUCUACCGUGGCAUCGGCGCUAUGGGUCUCGGUGCUGGCCCUGCCCAUGCGGUCUACUUCUCCGUCUACGAAGUCUGCAAGGAAAAGUUUGGCGGCAACCGUUCAGGUCACCACCCUCUAGUCCACGCGGCUUCUGGUGUUGUUGCCACCACUGCUAGUGAUGCCGUUCUCACCCCUAUGGAUGUUGUGAAGCAGAGGUUGCAGUUGCGGAGCAGCCCUUAUAGUGGAGUAAAGGAUUGUGUGGUGAGGAUGCUUAGGGAGGAAGGGUUGAGGGCUUUCUAUGCUUCUUACCGCACAACCAUCGUGAUGAAUGCUCCUUUUACGGCCGUGCACUUCGCUACUUAUGAGGCCGUCAAGAAGGUUUUGAAUGAGGUAUCUCCAGAGAAUGCGAGAGAGGAACGGCUUCUCGUUCAUAUCACUGCCGGUGGAGCUGCGGGUGCCCUGGCUGGUGCGGUUACGACCCCCUUGGAUGUUGUCAAAACAAGACUGCAAUGCCAGGGGGUAGGUGGAGCAGACACUUUUGGUAGUAGUUCUAUUCGCAUGGCUCUCAAGCAGAUAGUGUCCAAGGAGGGUCCCCAAGCUUUGCUGCAAGGUCUGAAGCCAAGGAUAUUGUUCCAUGCCCCAGCAGCUGCAAUAUGCUGGUCCACGUAUGAAGCCAUGAAAAGUUUCCUUGCACCCUUCCCAGACAGCCGAUUCCACCCGAAAACCUGAAAAUCUAGCACCAGGGGAUACCACCUGGUCUUUUGAUUGGGGGAUCAAUCUCAUGAUUAUUUAUCAGAAUUGAUUUUUGUGCCGGCAGUGUCUAAAUAAGCUGGUGAGGGUUUUUGAUCUUCAGUUUUCCUCAUAUUUCUUUUUCUCCUCUCUGCUGAUGAGAUGGUUGGGGCUCAUACUGGGUGGUUGAAGAGGGUGUAGGUGAUAGUUAUUCUUUGAGGCUAAUGCUCUUGUGCCUUAUUAUACUUUAAAAAUGUAUCUUUUGACAGAUUACAGUGAGAUACAACACAAAAACUGGCAAUGGAAGCCAUAGUUAAAU